AUGGGAAAAGAGCAAAUACAGUUUAUUAGUUCACAAGAAGCGACGCAAACAGCCAGUUACUUGUGUUUGGAAGAUCAGCAAAACAGUAGUGUUAUACAUAUAGAUUUUAUACUGGACAGGAACACUGAUAUCGUUACGUCAGUGUAUGCAAAUGGUUUUCCAAACUGCGCAGGAUCUAGCCAGGAUGGUGGACAGACUUAUAGCAUUCGUAUGACGUUUUCCAUCAGCGAUGGAACACAAACAUAUCCUUCCUCCCCAUGUGGAAUGGUGAUUGAAUCAGAUGGAUUUUACCAAGUCGAAAUACGCUCCGAGGCAAGCAGUGGUCUAGUGUCCUACACUGAUAGAAUUUAUUAUUUCAAAUGUCAUCCGACAAAAAGUAUCAGUCAAUGGGCGACAUCUUCCGACAUAAGUGUUGGAAGUGUAGACCUUUUAAAUCUAACCUCCUCGCGGUCGGCAGAACUACAGGUUGUCACAGCAAGUGAUACAAAUAUUCCUGUAUUUUUAGCUAAUCUUGGAGAUCUGGUCCGAUUUAAGUUCACAAUGACAUACACCAGUGCAGUCGAAAGCAUAGAUGUCCUGGGGGUUCAACUUAAAAAUCUCAUCUGUUCACCUUCAGAUACAUUCGCGCCUAUAAAGAGAACUCUCAUAGACGACAAUGGGUGUGCAGUAAACUAUACAGAAAAGGCAUUAUCACUAUCAGGACCUUUUAUCACAGAGUCAAACGGAUCAUCGCCUUUUGUGGCAUUAUCCCCAGUAUUUGAAAUAGGAAGAUUUGCAGACUCCUUUGAAUUAAAUUUCAUAGUAACCAUUGAAUACUGUACUUCUUUAUCGGAUUCUUGUUUUACGAACAUGUGCACGUCUCGAAAGAAGCGAUCUGCCGAUGGAGUGGUUGAAGUCCGUGCAAGUACCAAAAUCAACGUGUACCCGAACUCGCAGUUAAAUUCUGAUACGAACAGCACAGCUCCUGAAGGGACAUAUAACUGCUUUUUGACGUGGAUGUUCGCUUCAGUUGCUGGAACCGUUUUCAUUAUUCUGAUCCUUGAUGGUCUCUUAAUUGCUUACCUUUUGAGAAAGCUGAAAGGCCAAGGACAUGCACGGGAAAUUAAAAUGCCGAUGGUCAUAUAUCCCAGAAUUAAUACCGGCACGCCAUCCUCUUACUUUUAA
Molecule: messenger RNA, 1164 nt
Organism: Ylistrum balloti
Lineage: Eukaryota; Metazoa; Mollusca; Bivalvia; Pectinida; Pectinidae
Exons: 9
Coding region: 1-1164 (387 amino acids)
Source: RefSeq, a predicted model, not a curated record